AUGCUGCCACAAGAAAAGCAACGAUCACAUUCCAGCAAAGAAGAAGGUAGAGACAUUUUUCUUCCCUCCUUUUUCCUAAAAUUAAUCAUUUAUCUAUUCCACUCUCUCUUUCUUUUAUUCUCUCUCUCUCUCUCUCUCUCUCGAAAUUAUUUGUUUUCUGAAAUCUAUCUAUCUAUCUAUCUAUCUAUCUAUCUAUCUAUCUAUCUAUCUCAGCUUCUUCAUUAUCUAUCUAUCUAUCUUAUUUCUGGCCAUUAUUAUUAUUAUUAUUAUUAUUAUUAUAAUUACUAUUAUUAUUAUAUAAUUUUUUCGCAUCUAAUUUUUCUGAUCUAUCGAUCUCUUUAUCUAUCUGUCUGUCCGCCUUAUUUUAUUUACAUCUCUCUCUCUCUCUCUCUCUCUCUCUCUCUCUCUCUCUCUCUCUCUAUCUAUCUAUCUAUCUAUUUCUAUGGUCGUUUGUCCGUCCGGCUUUUUAUAAAAAAAAAUAUCUUUAUCUAUCAAAUCAUGAUUGUUUUUCUCCCUCCUUGUUUUUAUUUUAAGUUUGUUUAUCUUUCUAUCCCUCUGUCGAUUUGA
Molecule: messenger RNA, 567 nt
Organism: Acanthosepion pharaonis
Lineage: Eukaryota; Metazoa; Mollusca; Cephalopoda; Sepiida; Sepiidae
Source: the annotation of a GenBank genome assembly